AUGGGAGAUAUAGUUACAUCCAUAAGCAAGUUGGAAUCCUGUGGUAAACUCCCUUCUCAAACUGAAAAGAACCCUAAUGUCUAUGUGGUGACCUUGAGAAGUGGCAAACAAACCGGAGAAAAUAGUUUGAAGAAGAAGCCGAGGGAAGAAGAGGAAGAAAUAGAGAUCAUCCCCAUUGAGGAUCCCAUAGCCAAGAAUGACACACAAGCCGGAGCCCCAAAGAAGACUACUCCUCUAGUGACACCAAUAGCCACUCACCUAUCGUUCCCCUCCCGACUUGCAACUUCAAAGAAGAAUAUGGAGGAGAAAGAGAUCUUGGACACCUUCCGAAAGGUGGAAGUAAACAUCCCUUUACUUGAUGCAAUCAAACAAAUUCCGAGAUAUGCAAAGUUCUUGAAGGAGCUUUGCACCAACAAGAGAAAGUUGAAAGGGAAUGAGAAAAUCUCGAUGAAUGAAAAUGCAUCCGCGAUUGGAGAUGUCACCUUUAGUAGUGCUAUGCUUGAUCUUGGUGCCUCUAUCAAUGUCAUGCCUUACUCGGUGUAUGAAUCAUUGAAUGUCGGACCCUUAAGUGAAAACGGUGUCAUAAUAUCUCUUGCGGAUAAAUCAAGUGUCUUUCUUAAAGGUGUUUUGGAAGAUGUCCUAGUGCAAGUAAACCGAUUGGUCUUCCCGGCGGAUUUCUAUGUGAUUGACCUAGAUGAACAAGUAUCCUCAAAAUCGGGUAUAAUCUUACUUGGGCAACCAUUCUUGAAGACGGCUAGAACAAAGAUUGAUGUGUAUGCGGGAAGCUUAACAAUGGAAUUUGAUGGUGAAACAAUAAGUUUUAACAUUUAUGAUGCUAUGAGGUAUCCUAGUGAUGUUUCAUCUUUGUGCUUUAUAGAUGUUGUCGAACCGUUGACUCAAGAAUUGUUCGAGUUGUGUGAUGAUGACAUGUUGGAGAUGGUUUUGAGCAAGGGGUUUGAUUGUGCAAAAUUAGCCAAGAAAUUGAAGCUCUAUUUGCUAGACCCCGAAAUUGAAAGAUUAGUCAAUAAUUUGGAGAUCAAGAAGACCACCCAAUUUAGUGUGAAUCAAAUUGAAUUACCUCAAACUCACACGACAUUUCCACCCUCCCUUGUCCAACCGCCGUACUUAGAAUUGAAGGUCCUUCCUUAA
This is a messenger RNA of Lactuca sativa (garden lettuce), 1149 nucleotides long. RefSeq lists its product as uncharacterized. Lineage: Eukaryota; Viridiplantae; Streptophyta; Magnoliopsida; Asterales; Asteraceae. The record is from RefSeq and is a predicted model, not a curated record.